GUAGCAAUGAAGAUACUGAUCGCCGUGUUGUUGGUCGCCUUCGUGGCAGCAGAGCAGAAGCGCGAGGCUGAGCCUUCCUUCGGCCUCCACUACCCUCUGGCCUACGGGAUCUACCCAUAUGCCAGGCAUUCCUACCUCAGCACCCACGGCCACAUCCUUCACAAGCGCGACGCCGAAGCCGACCCUGGCUACCUAUUGGGAGCAGGUCUUGGCCUAGGCAACGCCUAUGGCUAUGGACUCACUUAUGGCCUUGGUCAGGGUUAUGGCUAUGGAUAUCCAUUAGGUCACGUCUCCUACCACGCCGCCGGCCACUCUAUCGGCAAGCGAGAGGCUGAACCUGGCUUCGCACCUGGUCUUCUCAGUCAUGGAGCAUCCUACGGCUACACCCCCUCUCUCCUCUAUCCAGGGAUCGCCCAUUCCUACCAAUACAACCGCGGUUUCACUCCGCUUAUCUACGGAUAAUGAGACUAUAUGACAUUGUUCUUCCUCCAGAUAUAAUUAAAUAUAUGCAUUGCAUAAUAGAAAUUUGCACAAUAACUAUCACAUAUAUAAUGUCUUUAAUUCAUUAAAAAUACUAUCAAUA
This is a messenger RNA of Penaeus chinensis, 583 nucleotides long. RefSeq lists its product as uncharacterized. The coding region runs from base 7 to 462 and encodes 151 amino acids. The transcript has 2 exons. NCBI's taxonomy places the organism in Eukaryota, Metazoa, Arthropoda, Malacostraca, Decapoda, Penaeidae. The record is from RefSeq and is a predicted model, not a curated record.